Messenger RNA from Trematosphaeria pertusa, 2488 nucleotides. Its product is annotated as Sodium:neurotransmitter symporter family protein. The coding region runs from base 165 to 2138 and encodes 657 amino acids. Gene Ontology annotation, cellular component: membrane. NCBI's taxonomy places the organism in Eukaryota, Fungi, Ascomycota, Dothideomycetes, Pleosporales, Trematosphaeriaceae. The transcript has 2 exons. Gene Ontology annotation, biological process: sodium ion transmembrane transport. The record is from RefSeq and is a predicted model, not a curated record.
AGUGCCCAGGCUUGAGACGCUGCACAUUUGCGAUCGGCAAACCGCGCGCCUGGAACGACAUCUUCACCCACCCCCAACGUCACCGCUCCAUGCCCUAACUUCCUCCGUUGCCUCUCCUCGCGCGAAGACUCUAACCUUCCUCUGGCUCCAACGUACAGCCCACCAUGAACGUUAUUCGGCGCAUUGGCAGGUCCUUCUCCCCUAUCGAAAAGUCGGACGAGGGUCGCGAUCAAUGGCCUUCUCGCGCAGGCUUUCUCCUCGCCGCGGUAGGAGGGGCCAUUGGCAUGGGCAACCUGCUGCGCUAUCCCAGCGUUGUCUUUAACAAUCAUGGGCUCCAGUGGUUUAUUCCAUACCUCAUGGCCAUCUUCAUCAUUGCCAUUCCAGGUCUCAUCCUCGAAGUGGCCAUUGGACAGGCAUACCAAGGCGGCACCGUCGUCGCGUACAACCACAUGAACAAGCGACUCAAGGGCACAGGCAUGGGCCUCCUCUUCAUCGGCUUCGUCGUCAGCACCUACUUCAACACCAUAGUUGCCUGGAUCAUGACCUUUUUCCGCCAUUCGUUCCAAAGCCCGCUACCUUGGCAAGGCCGUUCACAAGAAUUCUACGUCCAAAAUGUUCUUCGAAGGGUCGAGCCAAUAGAAGGCAGCUUAAGCGCCGACGGAAGCAGCGUGCUGUCCUAUACCCAGUACCCUGGCACUGGCAUCGUUGGCGAAGUCGCUGGGUGGUCAGCAUUUGUCUGGUUCCUCACCUGGCUAUGCAUCUUCCAAGGGGUUGCCGUGACCGGGCGCGUCGUCUAUUUCACCAUGGGCUUACCGGUUGUAAUGACUAUUAUCCUCAUUGGACGCUCCGUCUCCUUGCCCAAUGCGGGAGAGGGCGUGAAGCUUUACUUCGCGACUUGGAAUGGCGGUAAACUGGCAUCGUCGGGCAUCUGGCAGGCAGCGUGCGGCCAGGUUUUCUUCUCCACAGGGGUCGGCUUUGGAUACUAUACCGCCUAUGCGUCGUACAACAGGAAGUUCGCCAACGCCGUUCAGGACGCCAUCAUCAUCGUAUGCAGCAAUGCCUCCUUCGAAGCUAUCGCCGCGUUCGCAGUGUUUGGCGUUGUCGGCUACCUCGGUCUCGACCCCGACAGCGGCGAGACGCUCGCGGGCUCUUUCGAUGUCGGCUUCGUCACCUAUCCGGAAGCGCUUGCAGAGAUGCCGGCCGCGCCCUUUUGGGCCGUGAUCUUCUUCCUCACGCUGCUGUUUCUCGGGGUAAGCUCGGCUUUCGCCAUGAUCGAUGCCAUUGUGACGCUCGUUAUGGAUAUGAGCCCCAAGCUUUCGCGGCCACUUGUCGUCACCAGCCUCAUAACCAUGAUGUACCUACUAUCCCUCCCUUACUGCACGGAGUUCGGAUACUAUCACCUCAACGGGAUCGAUGCUUGGACGAGCAACAUGGCGCUCAUUUUCGUAGUAUGGUCCGAAUGCGUCACCUCCACGACCGUCUAUCGCUGGAAGGAUGUCGUCAGCCAAGUUGGGGUGCCGGCCUUUGUAACGUAUAAUGUUGGAUAUUUUGGUGGCCAGAUCUUUGGUGUCGCAGUAGGGCACGCUGUAAGCCCUUCCGCUGGGGCCGGGCUUGGUUUCGGUCUCUUCAUCGCGGGAACAGCGAUCGCGCUCUUAAUAGCGAAGAGUCCAGACUCUCGAGCGCCGCGUUUCUGGGGGAGAAAUCUAUACACGAGCCGGCUAUGGUAUAUGGCAUUCUAUUCGGGCAAUCAACUUAAGCGCGACUUGAACGUCAUUGUCGCAACCGGCAAAAACUGGAGUAUUCCUGUCUUCUGGUCGCCCCUCUUGCGCUACGCCUCGGCACCCAUUCUAGCCAUCAUCUUCAGCUUCGCCUAUCCCAGCUUCUACCAAGUGCGAUACGAUCCGCUGAAUAUAGUAGGCUUCGCGGCCGCACACUGCUGUCUGCUCAUCAUCGUGCUCGGCUUUAUCGUCCCAAAGUGGUUCGACGUAUUCAUUCCUCCGGAGCGGCGCGAAGAGGGCGAUGUCAUUACAGCUCCGCAUGUGGUGAGCGGCGUCAUCGAGGCACACAGGGACCAUGAGAUUGAGAGUGGGUCGGCGGAGAUCGAGCACAAGGGAGCUUCUGAGCCGAAGACGCCCUAAAGGGUCGGGCUGGGAGCACUUAUUGCCUAGCGGAAGGGUUUUUCAUGUUUCCUGUCACUUCCGGGUCAGCCAGCGUCACUUGACUUAUGCAGAGCACGGAUACCAGGGAUUGCCUUCGAUAGAAUUUCUUCUUUGCCUAUAUGGGCCUGACUGCCAUGGCUGGUAAGCCCGAGCGGUUAUCUCCCAUUUUCGCAUACGCAUACACGUCAUUCCCAGCUCACUGAGGUGCCACUCGUCUCUGUAUUUGUUUCGAAGCAAUCCCUCAAUCAUUAUGCAAUUGACAGGAGACCUCCGGAGACCAGGAGAUUGCAUACGAGUAUGGCGUUGAAUACCAACAAGGUCGUUCUGGA